CGGAACUCGUCUGUCCGUAUGUCGGAUAUCUUGGUUCUCCUGCUCAUCUGACGUGCAUCCCGCCAAGUAAUAUAACUUCACAUGGCUAUACAACAUCGCAAAGAGACGUUGCCGCCAUCUGCAGUGUAUCAAACUCAUCAUGUACACCAAUGAGCAACUACAUGGCGUCUACCAUCAACCAGACACACAGUAGCCUCACCAUACCUACAGUACAGCAAACACAUGCAGGGCAGUGGACGUGUACUAUCCUACCUUGGUCUCCACUAUCCUGCUACAUUACUGUAGUGAAACUCCCGACCUGCUUCACAACAAGUGAUGUAACCACCACGACGUUCGACGUUGGCGAGGAGAUGUCCCUGACAGUACAUAUCGAGGGGUAUUACUGUUCUGAGCUGGUUCAGCUGAAGGUAUCGACGGGAAGAACUGAUCACGAAUACCCCAGUGAAACAGUCACUGAUAUAACAGAUAAAACAGUUAAGAUCAAAAUCGACAAGACCAACACCAUCUUCGAGGCGGAACUGGUCUUCACCUGCGGUGGCCAUAGCUCGACUCUACCUUGCCAUGCGAACAGCAGGACGUCGUCAACCACACUUGACCAAAAUAUAACACCAGGGACGCCAAACGCCAUCAACAUCAUUGGAGUAGCUGUAACCGUCGUCUUAGUCACCAUCACCAUCAUCAUCACCAUCACCAUCAUCGUCACCUGUGUCUGCUUCAAAAGGAGGACCAUACAGCAGAAGGUGCCACCAGUGUUGGAAUGCCCCGACCCGCCGUACAUGGAGUUGAAGGAACCCCUCCAUAACACGUACGCCAGCGUGGAGGACCUCGAGGCACAGGGGUCUGGAUCCAAGAAGGACACUUCACCACCUUGUACAGAAGCGUAUGCAGACACAGGGAACUAUGCAGCCGUUGGCGACACCAGUGUCCCAGACACUAAAACAAAGAAAGAUGACCUGCCUGCAUUAAUGGACGCGGGGGGAUAUUCAACUGUUGCUGACAGACGUGUUGCGGACAAAGGCACACAGGGAGUUGUCACAGCUAAACCUUUAGACACGGGCUACUAUGAAACUGUUGAGGACCAAAGUGCAGCAGCAGCAAGUGUUAUGCAAAGAGACCUACCUCUCCUAAUUGACGCUGCAGGAUAUUCAACUGUUGCUGUCAGACAUGCUGCGGACAAAGGCAAACAGGGAGUUGACACAACUAAACCUUUCGACACAGGACUCCGACAAGGAGACCUACCUGCCCUAACUGAUGCUGUGGGGUAUUCAACAGUUGACGAUUUCAAACCAUGCCCCGGUGCCGCCUCAUUCAGUCGCACGGGGGAGACUGCAAGUGUCCCGAAUCAGAUAGGAGAACAGAAAGCCAACAGACCUCUCUGUGAACUUUAUGCAACUGUAAACAAGAAGAGGGGCACACCUAGGUUGGCCAAUGCUGAUGCAACUAGCACCAGUGUAAUGUGAAUUAUACGGAAAUGCUGACAUUGGUUUUAGAUGAUUUCCAUAACUUUUGGUCAUCAUUACGACGCAAUUUAAUUAUGGCUAACCUGUCCAUAAACUGACUGUUGGAAAAAGUAACUUAAAAAGUAACAUGAACAAUAUGCGUUAUGUAAAUAUAUGUAUCUAUAUAAGUGCCGUAUCUUACCUGUAAUAGUGAGUGAGUGAGUGAGUAAGGUUUGUCGCCGCGUUUAACAGUAUUCCAGUUAUUUCAUGGCGUGUCAGCUUAAUGUUGUAGGAAAGCCCGAAUUGAUGUAGGAACUUUUGCCACUUUUUAUGAUGCCAAACCUAGAAACAUAAUUGGAGCGAACCGGGAUUCGAACCCAAGCGUGCCCAAGUGACGCAAUUUUACACAGCGCAUAGAAGACUGGGCCACCCGUGCCCCAACCUGUCAUAGUGGUAUGUUUUCGGUUGAUCUAUAUUCCAUCAUCUGUAUAUACCCUGUAAUUAUACCUACUUGGACGUUUUAUAUUUGUUUAUUUUCCUUUAUCUUUCUUGAAUGUAUUUGUGUCCUUGUAAUAUAUCUACAUGUACAAUUCGCUGUGGGUUUUAUGUGUCAGAAACGUGUCCCAGCUCCCUGCUGGCAGUAAGAUGAGAUACACAUGGUUGUCAGGCUAGGCAACGGUCAUUCAUUGCUUGUCAUCGUACCCCGACGAUGUGGAUCGUUGCUCACAAUAUCAAUCUGAUUCAGACUCUGUAUUGAAAGGCCGUCGUCAUAUAGAUGGAAUAUUGUUGAGUGCUGCAUUUAACAACAAACACAUUUAUGUAUAAUUUGCAUAUAAAUAUCUCCAUAAAUAUUACAUCUUA
Haliotis rufescens (red abalone) is the source of this 2300-nucleotide messenger RNA. RefSeq lists its product as uncharacterized. The transcript is spliced from 3 exons. Bases 150 to 1460 code for a protein of 436 amino acids. Lineage: Eukaryota; Metazoa; Mollusca; Gastropoda; Lepetellida; Haliotidae. The record is from RefSeq and is a predicted model, not a curated record.